AUGGCCUCCCCGUCGAAACAGCCUGCCCCGGCGAAGAAGGCCGCGGGCUGGGGCUCUCUUCUGUCAGGCGCAGUAGCGGGAUUGGAGUCGCGACUUGAUACGAUACUCGCCAACGAGGAGGGUGGUGAUGGGGCCAAUGCCACGACCAAACCAACAGCAACCCUCCAACGGACGGAGUCGGCGUCAGGAACCCUUGCUCCCCCGAAGAGGAAAGAGGAACGACUGGCCAAGGCAACAGCAGUCAAGACUCCGGCGGGGAGUGCCGUGCCCAGCAGGACUACGACCCCGGACAAUGAGCGGCACAGUAUACAGGGGAGGGUGAGCAUUGACAGUGGCUCGAGAGCUCUGCCAGAGGUCGUUGAGCCGACGAAAACGCCAGAGACUGAGAAGUCGACAAUGCAGGGGCCGGAGGAGCUGGGCAAGGAGGGUGACAUUCAGCCAGCUGAGGCCGACACUACACCCGAUGCCGUUCCAAGACCUUCAGAAGACAGUUCUCGGCCUUCUACAGAUGCUACACGCGAUGACGUAUCUACCCGUCCUUCUGUGGAUGUCUCCAACGGCACGUCCACGGCUCUAUCAUCCAAGAGUGCAGCUGACUACGAAGCCGACCUUCACGUCUACAUGGAGAAGAUAGACGCGCUACAGUCGAAGCUCAAAUACCUCGCCAGCGCUACUGUCGCUGCUGCUAAAGCUGCCAAUGCCUCUCCCGAGACGAGUGCGCCUGAGAAAGAAUUGGCCAAAAAGGAUGAGCAGAUCGCGCUUCUGAUGGAGGAGGGCGAGAAGCUGUCAAAGACUGAGCUUCGACACCUGCAGACGAUCAAGAAGCUGCGGUCGCAGAGUACGGAGAGUGAGAAGGCGGCAGUCGAGGCGCGGAAGAAGUUCGAGAAGACAGAGUCGGACCUGCGCCAGCGACUACGGAAGGCAGAGCAGGCCGAGCGUGCUGCAAGUGAAAGGAACAAAGUCAUCGCAGGGAUUGAGAAGGAGGUGGACGAGCUUCGCAAAGACCGGGAGGAUGCAGUGGCGUUGGUGAAGUCUCUCAGGGGACAGCUGAAGGAGGCGAAAGAGCGGGCAGAGAAGGCUGAGAGUGAGGUCAAGGAGGCGGCGACUAGUGAGGCUGACCGAGGAAGGAUAGCGGCCCUUGAAAACGAGGUGGAGGACGCACAGAUUGAGAAGAAGCUUGCCGAAGAUCGCGCCGCCGCAGAGAUUAAGAGGGUGAAAGAGGAUCUCGAAGGCCAGGCGCAGAAGUCCAGCGUGAGGGAGCUGGAGUUGAAGAAUGAGAUCGGCGGAUUGGAGUCUCGACUGGAGGCCAUGAGGUCAAGAGCAGAGGAUCAAGGGGUUGACGGCAAUUCUGGCGAGAGCAAUGUGCAGCUGCUCAGGCAGGUUGAGACAUUGCAAAGGCAGUAUUCAUUGGCUAAGGAGAACUGGGAGGCCAUUGAGGCGAGUUUGAAUGGGAGGGUGGUUGGUUUGGAGAAGGAGAGAGACGAGGUAGGGAGGCGGGAGGCAGAAACAAGGAAGCGGGUGAGGGAGGUUGGCCAGAGGAGUAGGAGCAUAGAGGAUGAUUUGGAGGAGAGGAGCCGUGAGGUGAGGAGGCUGGUGGAUGAGAUGGGAAGUCAAAAGGAAGCGGCGGCUGCUCUGCAGGCGCGGUUGGUGGACAGUCAGAGGGUGAUUGAAGACCUGCAAGCCGAACGGGACAAGCAGAAGAAGGUCUGGGAGGUCGAGCUGCAACAGAAGGUCGAGGAGGAGCGGACGAAGUGGAUGCAGGGUCGUGGCAUGCAGCUGCGGCAUCAAUCGCCGGCGACGAACUCUCGGAAGAUGUCGACGACUGAUGUUAACGCUCUGAACACCUCUCGCCGACCUGGGCAUCGCCUCGCUUCUCACGACCUCGCUGCUCUCCAUACAGACCCAUCUCGACCUAGCAGCCGGCGUAGCCCAGGAUUGCCGCCGCCCCGCCCAGGUUCGACACAUGUUUCGAGCGGUCGUACGCCUCUUGAGCGCUCCAGCGAAGUAUCGCCUUCGUUGAGCAGGCAGGAGAGCACCGUCUCGUUGACUCCAGCUGACAUCCCGCCGACGCCCUCAUUCGAGAUUAACCAGUUCGAGACGGACGCAUUCCCGGAAGGCGAGGCGGAAGCACCGCACACCCCUGAAGACGGCCACACGCUUGCUGACCUGCUCAGCACAUCUACCGCUCCCGCAGCAGGCCCGAGCGUACAGCUUGUCGAGCGGAUGAGCAUGCUUGUUCGCCGGCUUGAGAGUGAAAAGGCUAGCUUCAAGGAUGAGAUUACACAUCUGUCUUCACAGAGGGACAGCGCGAGGGACGAGAUCGUGACGCUGAUGCGGGAGGUAGAUGGGAAGCGGAGUGGCGAGGAGAAAGCCGGGAAGCUGGAAGGCGAGAUGACGCAGCUCAAGACACGGUAUGAUGCUUCGCUGGAGAUGCUUGGAGAGAGGGAGGAGGAAGUGGAGGAGCUGAGGAGCGAUGUCAAGGAACUGAAGCGGCUGUACCGUGAGCUGGCUGAGAGGAAGAUGGGUGGGAGCUGA
This is a messenger RNA of Saxophila tyrrhenica, 2535 nucleotides long. RefSeq lists its product as uncharacterized. The transcript has 2 exons. NCBI's taxonomy places the organism in Eukaryota, Fungi, Ascomycota, Dothideomycetes, Mycosphaerellales, Extremaceae. Bases 1 to 2535 code for a protein of 844 amino acids. Gene Ontology annotation, cellular component: endoplasmic reticulum; Golgi apparatus. The record is from RefSeq and is a predicted model, not a curated record.